Molecule: messenger RNA, 1593 nt
Organism: Zasmidium cellare ATCC 36951
Lineage: Eukaryota; Fungi; Ascomycota; Dothideomycetes; Mycosphaerellales; Mycosphaerellaceae
Exons: 3
Coding region: 1-1593 (530 amino acids)
Biological process (GO): endoplasmic reticulum unfolded protein response; retrograde protein transport, ER to cytosol
Cellular component (GO): endoplasmic reticulum lumen
Source: RefSeq, a predicted model, not a curated record
AUGAAGCGCUUCCUCGCAUUACCAGCGCUGUUGCGAAGCGCGGUCCUCCUCGCAUCAGCGUCCCAGCAUUCAUUCAGUCCAAAUGACGAUCUACUCGCGUUCCCCCAAUACGAGAUUCGAUUCCAGGAUGAGUGGAUCUCGGAAGAAGCAGCACAGUCGCGACUGUCAAGUAGCCAGAAGCUCCACGUUCAACACGAGAACGACCGCGAUAGUCUACGAGAUCCUCCACCUUCGCAAAUAGACCAUUAUCGACAGAACGAAGGCGCGUCAGAUGACCGAAGUGAUCAUGAGGAAGAGCAGGUCGAGUAUGAGAACCUGGUUUUGGACGGGCAGAGUUGGCUGUGUAGCGUGCCCAAAGUGAAGAAUGCCGCCGAGGGACUGGGAGUGAAUGAGACGCAGACACGGGCGGAAGAGGAGAAAGAGCUGGCUCGCGCAACGGAUCGUGGAUGGGAGCUGCUUUCGGGCAUGCAAGACAACUGCGUCUUCUUCAUAAGCGGGUGGUGGAGCUAUCGCUUCUGCUACAACCAAGGCGUGAAGCAGUUCCAUCAGCUGCCACCGAGCAGAGGGGUGCCAGUCUAUCCGCCUAUGGAAGACCCAGGCGUACCAGGUUUCAUGUUGGGGACAUAUGCCAAACAGCUGGACCACGAUGACACGCCUAAGGACGAGGAGUGGGAGGGCGAAGUUGCACUGGAGAUGAGCAAAGGUGCUAAGAGGCUGCGGAGCGGACAUGGCGAGCUGGUGGAGAGGGGUGAGACUAGAUAUCUUGUCCAGAAGCUGGGAGGUGGGACGGUAUGCGAUUUGACUGGCAAGGAGAGGAAGGUUGAGGUUCAAUUUCAUUGCAACCCUCAGUCGUCCGAUCGAAUCUCUUUGAUCAAGGAAACCAGCACAUGCGCCUAUCUCAUGGUCAUCCAGACGCCCCGUCUUUGCAACGACGUUGCCUUCCUCCCACCACAAAAGGAUCAAGCAAAUCCCGUCAAAUGCUCACCAGUCUUGCGCGCAGACGAAGUCGAAGAGUACGAACGAGACCUCAAAGCCCUUCGAGCCGCCGAAAACGACGCCAAAGUCUGGGAGGCAAACGCAGAAGCAGCAGCCGCCCUGGGCGGAACUGGCUACGAACCACUGCAAUUACCAGUCGGCGACAUCUUCGUCGGAGAACACAGGCUCGUGCCCGAAGGUAAAAAACUAGAGAAGUCCUCCAUCGUUGGCGGCACGGGCAAAGAGACUUAUAUUGACACAGUGGCUUCUUCAGACGGUCGGGUGUUGGGCAAGGAGGAUCUGGAGAAAUUGGGCUUGGGCGAUCCGAAGGCGGUGGAGAAGCUUAAGAAGGAGCUUGAGAAGAUCGCGCAGGGCCAGAAUUGGAAGUUGGAUGUUAUUGAUACGCCACGUGGGCGGGAGUAUCGUGGGAUUAUUGGGGAUGAGGAUGAGGAGAAAGAGGGGAAGGGGGAGAAGGGCUCGAGUGAGAAGAAGUAUGGUAAGGAUAAGGUCGAGGGUAAGGAGAAGAAAGAGAGUAAGAAGGCAGAGAAGGCAGAGAAGGGGGGAAAGCCCGAGCAAGAAGAAGGCAGCGAGGAAGAGUACUACAAAGAAGAGCUGUAG